Messenger RNA from Harpia harpyja (harpy eagle), 8359 nucleotides. RefSeq names its product BCL9 like (gene BCL9L). The coding region runs from base 288 to 4820 and encodes 1510 amino acids. Gene Ontology annotation, cellular component: beta-catenin-TCF complex. The record is from RefSeq and is a predicted model, not a curated record. NCBI's taxonomy places the organism in Eukaryota, Metazoa, Chordata, Aves, Accipitriformes, Accipitridae. Gene Ontology annotation, molecular function: transcription coactivator activity; beta-catenin binding. The transcript has 9 exons. Gene Ontology annotation, biological process: negative regulation of transforming growth factor beta receptor signaling pathway; canonical Wnt signaling pathway; positive regulation of transcription by RNA polymerase II.
GUUUCUGUAUCCUCAGAGAAGGCUGUACUGGUCUGUGGAACUGUCCCCCUUUAGCUUCGGAAGGUGAAACAGAAGUUAGAAGAGAACCUGCUGACACGUGCAGAAGGCCAAAGUAGCCAGCAUCUCUAUCUGCAUCAUGAAAGGAGCUGAAAAUGUAGAGAGGUGACAAGCUGGACGUGUCUUGGCUCAGGACGUCUGGAUUCUGCAAAGCCAGCUCUUCUCAGGUUUCUGACCGAAGGGCCUGGGAGCUCCCUCCACUGGCGCUGUGGGAAGCUUUAGCCAAUCCAAUGCACCCUGACAACAAACUGCCCAGCCAUGGCAAGGCAGGCAGCAGCGGUGCCCCGGCCCAGCACCACAACGUGAGCCAAGCACCCACCUGCAACCUGGGCUCUAAGGGUGUGGGGGCGGGCAGCCAUGGCAGCAAGGCCACUCAGAUCUCCCCUGGCAACUCUGGACUGAAAAACAGCCAGAACACUGUCCCAAACUUCAGCUCCUUGAAGGGCAAGGUGAAACGGGAACGAAGCAUCUCGGUGGACUCCGGAGAACAGCGAGAAGCCAGCACCCCUUCACAGGACGCAGAAUCAAAAGGUGAGGUGGCUCCUCGUAGCAAGCGACGGUGUGUGCUGGAAAGGAAGCAACCAUACAGUGGGGACGAAUGGUGCUCUGGGCCAGACAGCGAGGAAGACGACAAGCCCAUCAGCAGUGCACACAAUUGUAAUGUAGCAGAUCCUGCGAUGUCCACGGCCUCACAGCUUGGCCCAGGGUCCAACCCGCUGCCGAACCUGAAUGAGACCAGUUCCUCCAGCGUGCCUCAUGGUGCUGCCGCCGGCUUACGGUCAGAUGCUGCAGGAGGUGGAGGCGGCGGAACAGGAAAGCAGCCUUCGCAGUUCGUUUACGUCUUUACAACGCACCUUGCUAACACAGCUGCAGAAGCUGUGCUGCAGGGCCGAGCUGACUCCAUUCUGGCCUACCAUCAGCAGAACGUCCCGCGGGCAAAGCUAGACCAGGUGCCAGCUCCUAAAGUGCUGGGGGUCGCUGAGCCGCUUCCGAUUAACCCUCCUGCUGCCAACACUCCACAGUCCCAGCCACCGGCCCCUCAAGCGAGUCAGCCACAGCCGCAGCCUCCCCCGCCGCAGCCUCCACCCCCACCUCAGACCAUCAGUCAAACACCUUUGCCUGCGCCCAGCAGCCUGCCCCAGGAAGGGACAAGUGAAGAUGUCCGGAGAGAUCUGACUCCCAACUCUUUGGGGAACAACAGCGGCAGCAACCAGCCUGGAAGUAACCACCCAAAUACGCCCACCGCAUCUGCCAACACCAUGCAGCCUGGGCAAGUGGACUCUUCUGCCACGUCCAGCUCCAGCCUCCUCACGGAGGGCCCGGGCCCAGGGAUGCCGGGGAACGGGCAGGCAGGCCUGGGCCCCAGGAACCCCAUGAACUCAGAAGGGCUCUCGAAGGAGCAGCUGGAGCACCGAGAGCGCUCUCUGCAGACCCUGCGGGACAUUGAGCGUCUGCUGCUGCGCAGCGGGGAGGCCGAGCCCUUCAUGAAGUCCAGCCAAAACGCAGGUGAGAGCGGGACUGCCCCUCAGCCGCAGGCUCCCCCUGCCCAGCCCCCCGUGCCCCCCACCAGCAUGAAGAAGUAUGAAGAGCCUCUGCAGUCCAUGAUCUCCCAGACCCAGAGUCUUGGUGGGCCCAGCCUGGAACAUGAGGUGCCCCACCACCCAGGUGCUGACAUGGGGCAGCAGAUGAACAUGAUGAUGCAGCGGCUGAACCAGGACAGCCUGACACCGGAGCAAGUGGCCUGGAGGAAGUUGCAGGAAGAGUACUAUGAGGAAAAGCGACGGAAAGAGGAGCAGAUCAGCAUCCAUGGCCGGCCCAUGCAGGAGAUCAUGAUCCCGCAGUCGAUGGGGAGCAUGAUGAUGCGUGGGCCCCCACCACCCUACCACAGCAAGCCUGGAGAGCAGUGGCCGCCAGGGAUGGGCAGCCAGCUGCGGGGACCCAUAGACGUGCAGGACCCUAUGCAGCUGCGGGGAGGGCCACCCUUCCCAGGGCCGCGGUUCCCUGGGAAUCAAAUGCAGAGAGUCUCUGGCUUCGGAGGGAUGCAGAACAUGCCCUUGGAUGCUCUUGGGCCCAUGAAUGCCAUGCAGAGGCCAGUCAGGCCUGGCAUGGGAUGGAGCGACGAUAUGCCUCCUAUGGGAGGCCCUGGGAACUUUCCGCAAGGCACCCUGCCCUACCCAUCAGGGCAAGGGGACCCCGAAAGGUUCAUGAAUCCCCGUGCCAGGGAGGAGAUCCUGCGGCAUCAGCUGAUGGAGAAACGUCCAGUGGCAAUGCAGAGGCCCAUGGGGAUGUCCGGCAACUCCAUGAGCCAGGGCAUGGAAAUGGAGAGGAUGUUACAGGCUCACAGGCAGAUGGAUCCAUCCAUGUUUGCUGGGCAGAUAACGGGGGACAGCCUGAGCAGUGGCCCGAUGGGAAUGGAUUUUGCAGGCACUCGGGGGAUGCUGAGCCCCCCUAUGAGUCAGUCGGGCCUUCGGGACAUGGACGCACCUAUGGGCCCUGGCAACCUCAACAUGAACAUGAAUGUCAACAUGAACAUGAACAUGAACCUCAAUGUCCAGAUGACCCCGCAGCAGCAGAUGAUGAUGUCGCAGAAGAUGAGGGGCCCUGAUAUGAUGGCCCACCAGGGCGUGAGCCCUGAGGAGCUGGCCAGGGCGAGGGCUCAGAAUGGCAAUGGCAGUGCAAUGCUGGGGGGACCCCAGAAAAUGAUGAUUCCCUCCCAGUUCCCCAACCAAGGACAGCAAGGCUUCUCGAGCGGGCAAGGGCCUUACCCCAACAUGCCCCAGGAGAUGGGCAGCAGCUCGGACAUGUUCAGCCCUGAGCAGGGCACCAUGCCUGUUGGGAGCAUCAGUGGCACCACCAGGCUCAGCCACAUCCCUCUGCCUCCGGCCUCCAAUCCCACUCCCACGCAAGGGAGCAACCUGGCCAACAUGCACCCAGCACCUUCCCGGGGGCUGGGCCGCCGGCCCUCUGACCUCACCAUCAACAUCAGCCAGAUGAACUCCCCCAGCAUGGGUCACCUCAAGUCUCCCACCCUCAGCCAGGUGCACUCGCCACUGGUCACCUCCCCCUCUGCCAACCUCAAGUCCCCACAGACGCCCUCGCAGAUGGUCAGCAUGCCACCUUCAAACCAGUCUGGACCCCUCAAGUCCCCCCAGGUGAUGAGCUCCUCGCUUAACGUCCGGUCUCCAACUGGCUCACCAAGCCGCCUGAAGUCCCCUUCUAUGGCUGUUCCUUCCCCCAGCUGGGUGCCGUCUCCCAAAGCCACCAUGCCCAGCCCAGGAGUCAACCAGAGCAAGCAGACUCUCAGCAUGAACUCGUCUGCUUCCAUGGGAGGACUGGAUCAGGGUUCUCUCCCUUCUGGGCCUCGGAGCAGCUCUUCCGCACCAGCCAGUAACACCUCUAGCACCAUGAAUCCCAACAUGCCUUUUACUUCCUCUCCAGAUCCAUCCCCCUCCCAGAACCCCCUCUCGCUGAUGAUGUCCCAGAUGUCCAAGUAUGCCAUGCCCAGCUCCACACCGCUUUACCACAAUGCCAUCAAAACCAUCGCCACCUCUGACGAUGAGCUGCUGCCAGACAGGCCUAUGCUCCCGCCUGGAAGCAUGUCAGGCGUGACAGGGAACCAGCCGAAUCAACUGCACUUGAACUCUGUGGGACCUGGAUCUUCUCAGAGCCCCAUGGGAAUGAACCUGCCUGGUCAGCAACCCCUCUCCCACGAACCACCCCCCACCUCCAUGAUGUCCUCCCCGAACCCUCUAGGCUCCAACAUUCCUAUGCACCCGAGUGUGCCAGGGGCGGGUGUGCCCCCCCAGAACCCCAUGAUGCUGCCCCCAGGGCCCCAGGACUCGUUGAACCAGCAGUGCGGCCCCGUGCCCAACAGUUCGCAGAUGAUUCCUUCCAACCAGCUCGUGUUCCCCCGCAUGCAGCAGCCCCACAACGCCAUGCCGUCUCCUGCCGGAGGCAUGCCCAUGGCCCCCGGUGGGGGAGGUGGCCCUGGGAUGCAGCAGCAUUACCCACCGGGAAUGCCCUUGCCGCCUGAGGACCUUCCCUCCCAGCAGCCCGGCCAGAUACCCCCUCAGCAGCACAUGAUGGGCAAGAACAUCCCACCUCGGAUCGGCGAGCCCUACCCACCCGUGCUUCCCGGGGUGGCGUCGGUGCUGAACGACCCCGAGCUCAGUGAGGUCAUCCGCCCCACGCCCACGGGUAUCCCUGAGUUUGACCUGUCCAGGAUCAUCCCGUCGGAGAAGCCAAGCAGCACCUUGCAGUAUUUCCCCAAGAGUGACAGCCAAGCGCCCAAAUCGCAGCCUUCCAACCUCCACCUCAUGAACCUGCAGAACAUGAUGGCUGACCAGCCCCCGGUGCGGCCAGGUAUGAAUGCCCCCAGCCUCCCCGGGCAGCAGGGCGUGCAGAGGGGACUCAGCAUGCCCAUGUGCCAUCCCGGACAAGUGCCCAUGCUGGGCAGGACAGGCAUACCGCCCCAGCAAGGCAUGAUGGGCAACAGCAUGCACCAGGGCAUGAUGUCUCCACAGCAGAGCCUGAUGGCCCAGCAGAAUUUCAUGCUGAUGCAGGCCAAGCAGAGGAGCAUGUCUGUGUCGGGGGAGAUGUAUGCCCAGACAGGACACAUGAUGUCACCUCAGGGCUCUCUCAUGGGGCCCCCGCCUCAGCAGAACCUCAUGGUCACACACCAGAUGAGGCAGAGGAGUGUCUCCCUGGACAGCCAGAUGAGUUACAUCCCUGGGCCUGGGAACAUGGCGAACCUGCCUUUCUAACCCCGGCUGGUGCUCAGGGGUGGGGAGGGGAUGGGGCUGCCUGUACAAACAUUUUUAAACCUUUCUUCGGGGGAGGGUUGGGGGCCAACGCCGGUGGAGGACACCACGGGGGAUGCUUUCCAUAUCGGAUUCGCCUCUACACAGAAAACCAGAUGUGCAGUAAACUUGAUGUGAAUUGGGUUUCUUUUUUCUUUCUUUUUUGGGGGAAGGGGAGGGUGGAGGGGCUGGGAGUGGGGCUGUUACUUUGAACCCUGCGUGGUGACCAGGGACAUCCAGACCCUGCGGCAGUUUGUAAAGUUUUCAUUUAUGGUUUUCCUCCGUCAAGUGUUUUUCUUUCCCUUUUUUGUCCUCUCUUUUCCUUUUUCUUUUUUUUUUUUUCUUUUUCUUUUUAAGCAACCAAAAUGUGCAAGAGGGUUUUUGGAACUAGCUGUAAAUAGGUCGCUGGGAAAGGCAAAACUUGUGCUGGUUUUUAAUUGUUCUGUAUUUCUGUGUUUUAAUAGAAGCCUCAAAACAUGUUUUAAAAAAACAGAAACAAAAAACAUGCUAAAGGCAACAGUGUACAAGGAUUGAAAACUCUCCUUGGGGGAGGCAGGAGGAUCCCCCAGGGUGCACAGGGCAUUGAGAGAUCCCAUUGUAGAGUGACUCUGUGUCAAACCUGUGUUGUUCACGCGUCUGAACGGUUUGCAUGUGCGGGGUGUAUAGUUUCACGCAGAUCUUAGGCCCCUGUGGAGGCUGUGCCGAGUACACGAACACAACCAACGACCGAGGACCAUCGGGGAGGUCAGAGCUGUGGUCCCAGUGAAACGCUGCCGGAGCAGUCCUCGUCCGGCAGGGCAGGGGCCACAGCUUCACAGGAUACAGCUGUCGCUGCUCCGUGGUGAAGCUGCCGUGGCUGGGACUGGGAGGAUGCCGGCCCUUCGGCUGGAGAAGCGGCGAGGAUCUGGGCUUCGCAGAUGAUAAUAUGCUGGACCCGAAGGUCUUGACCAGCCGUGUCACCUCUAGUCCCUUCCCUUCACGCUGUAUCCCCUGUGGGCAGGGUAGUGCAGUGUGGAGGGGUAGAUGGGCUCCGAGAAGAGCGAGGCAAUGCAUUCCUGUGCUUCUGGGAGAGGCUACCUGGGAACCCUGCUCUUUUGCAGCCUUCCUACACCAGUCUUUUACCCAUCCAUCACCCUCCGCAACUGUGCCGCACCCCCUCUACCUCUGCCGUUGAACGCUCUCCCAGGUCUUCCUCACGCUUGUUGGUCCUCCUUCUCCGGAGUUUCACAGGCAGCCUUUGCUCCAUCUAGCCCUGAGCUACUGGCAGCAGCCCUGCCCUACUGCACAACAGAGGUCCGGCCGCUGAAGAGGACCUGUCCCUGCGUGCGAUACUCCACCUCGGUAUAAGAGUUGUCUUGUAUGGUGUCAGCGGUGUGGCCAUCCUGUGCUUUGGACAGAAGAGGCUGAGGUUGUGUUGCAGCCCCUCAUUCCUAGGCUGGCAGAAGCAUGCAGUUCGAACAUCUCGGGCUUUUCUGGAUGCGCUCCACCCUCCCCAUCCUCCACUCUGUAAGGUCUUCCUGCACGCGGUGCUGAUGGGUCUUUCCUGUGUUUGUUCACAGAGGGGACUGUGGGGUGACGCGCAUGCACUUCCGCACACACCGCAGUUUCUCUGGACCUCCGCGGGAACCGCAUUCCAGCAUGGUGUACCCUAUGGGUAUCCAACGGUGAACUCGGGGCAUGCGAUUGCCGGAGGAACACCAGUUGGAGGAUUAUCUCUGCAGAGCCAGACUUAGCAUACUACCUCUCUUCUAACAGAGCUCACCUUUCCCUACUUGCUACUGCAGGGAGGAGAGGGCUUUCGGAAAGGGAGAUUGUCAAGUAGCGAGCGAACAGCAACGCUUUUUAUCACGUUGCAAGCUCUUCGGAAAGGCCAGUGGGUGCUGAAAUGUCAGCCCAGCAGCUGCCUUGAUCCAAUCUGUGAGAAGGUGGAGCCACAAAGUCCGGUUAGGAAUACCUUGAAGCUUUGGGGCGUUUUGUAGUGAGCAGUACUGGGCAGGAAGCAUGGGUCUGAAUUCGAGGAAGGAUUUCACUCUGGUCUCCUGCUUUGUGUGGUUUUGUUGCAUACGAUGUGAGCGAGCAGCAUUUUCGGAGAUGGCAAAACAGGACUGAUCCUGGGAAGUGUUCAUCCCUGCCUUGGCAGUUGGAGCAGAGGAAUAAUCUUCAGCCCAGGCUAACGAAGAGUGCUUUGGAUCUGACGUGUUAGCUGGUUGGAUUCUCCAUCCUUUCAGAGUGUGCGUUUCACGUGGGAGGAUGUGGCUUGAACAGAUGUAGCUCUUUCUAAGCUUGACUUGCCUGAAAGGCUGUGGCUUCUCUUGGCUGCACUUCGGGGUGUUGGCUGCUGGCAGUUUCUUGUAAACAUCCAAAUACCAAUGCCAGCCCCAAACCUUGCUCAUCACCCACCAGCUAGUCUCGGUUAAUUUGAAGCCAUAAUAUUUUCUAUACGGAAGUUUUUUUGUUUGUCUGUAGACAGCUGUUGUUUUAGCCCAGUUGAGACCUUCACGUGUCUGUACCUUCCCUGUUAUCCCUUUUGCCCAGCCCGACUGAGGGCUUGCCUGGGGCUUGCAGUCCUCGCUCUGUCGGCAGCACGUUUGUCCCUGUGUCAGCCGGAGCCCGCUGGCUGCAGCGCACCGCAGUGCAGUGCUGGGGAAGUUGGCGCUGCCCGCUCGCAGGGACAGGGCAGCGCAAUGCUAUUUCUGCCUGGUGGCAGGAGGAAGACCUGUCCUUUGGUGACAAAUGAGUAAGAAGUAAAGCCUUUUGCCUCAGCAGCCCUGGAUACAAAAGGGAAAUCCUGACCCUAGGUCAGAGCUAGGGACUUUGGAGCAACGGUUGGCGCUCUUCCGCAAAAUCCCACCUCCCUGGAGCCAGCCCUACCCCUACCACUGCGAUGCCUGACCAACAGGGAGAAGUAGUGCUGCCUAACACCCCUCUGCCCUGGGCGCAGCUCCCAACCGUGUCCGCCAACAGCAAUAUGGCAGGAGCUUCUCUGGAAGCUCAGUAACAGCCAGUCCUUGUUAGACCUGGGCAGGGUUUGCCAUCAGCUGGUUGCCCACUGCCGUGAGCUGUGUCUAGUCUCGUGUCUUGUAGUUUAUUGCUCGGCUUCUCAGCUUGAGUUCUGUGUACUGACUCCACCUAAUCACAGUAAAAGGUUUGCCCAUGUUUUAGCCAUGACUUCGCCAUGUUUUUCCAGCUCCAAAAAAGCGAACGCUGGGAAACUGCAUCUUUCAGUAUGUCAGAUAAUCACACACCUGGAAUUAGCUUUCACGUUGAGGUAAUGGUGACUGACCUGUUCUCUGUCAUCCCAUGGAGAAACUUCCCCAGUCAUUUUGUACCAUUAUAUAAAUAUAUAUAUAAAUAUAAAUAUAUAAAUACAAUAUGUGAAGACAUCUUAUUGGUUUUUAUUUGAAACAAUUUUUAGGCUUGUUUUUGGGUAUCUGUGCUGCCUGUAAUGUAUUGACCUGUUUUAUAGGUGCCUUUUUAUUAAAAAGACAAAUUUCAAAACCUGA